AUGAUUGCAACGAAUCCGAACAUUGGAGUUGUACCCGUUGUAGUGAAGCGCGUGCUGUGCCAGCGGAAGCGGGGGAUCGUGUUCAACGUGACGGGGAACCCUUACUACAUUGAAGCUUUGAUCAAGAACGUCGCGGGAUCGGGCGAUCUCCGCCGAGUAGACCUGUCGCUGAACCGCGGUCCGUUCCAGCCCAUGGUUCGAUCCUACGGGUCGGUCUGGACGUUUUCGGGGCAGAAGAUGACGGGCAAGUCGCUUUCGUUCCGCCUCUUUUCGCGCAACGACAACGCGUCGCUCGUCAUCUGGAACGCGCUGCCUCCUAACUGGGUCCAGGCCGUGAACUACAUCUCGAAGACGAAUUUCGGCUUCGCGUAA
Molecule: messenger RNA, 372 nt
Organism: Closterium sp. Naga37s-1
Lineage: Eukaryota; Viridiplantae; Streptophyta; Zygnematophyceae; Desmidiales; Closteriaceae
Source: the annotation of a GenBank genome assembly